CUCCACUGCUGCUCAUGAAGCCUGUCACCCUUCAUUUCCUUACAUACUAACCUGCAGCCUGAGUGGCAGCGUUAGUAGUGUUCUGGUAAGCUGGUGUUCCUCAGCAGCAGAGAGUAAGAGAUGACGGUGACGUACUCGCGCAGGGUUGCAGAUGCCCGUCUUGGGACCUUCUCUUACCUGCUACUGCGUUGGAAAGGGAGCAUUUACAAGCUGCUGUACCGAGAGCUGCUCAUCUUCAUUGUGCUUUACUACAUCAUCAGUGUCCUCUACAGGUUCCUCUUGGAUGAUGGGCAGAGGAGGCUGUUUGAGAAACUCGCCAUCUACUGUGAUCAGUAUGCACAACUCAUUCCUGUAUCAUUCGUAUUGGGUUUUUAUGUGACCCUGGUGGUAUCUCGCUGGUGGGGGCAGUUUGAAAGCAUCCCAUGGCCGGACCGCUUGGCAGUGUUGGUGGGAGGAUACAUCCGGGGGGCAGAUGAAGGUGCCAGGCUGAUCCGCAGGAGUCUGGUGCGUUAUGCCAACCUGUCUGGCAUCCUCAUCUACCGCUCCAUCAGCACUGCUGUCUAUAAGAGGUUUCCCACCAUGCAGCAUCUUGUACAAGGAGGAUUGAUGACAGUAGAGGAACUAAGACAUCUGGAAGAACUGCCUUCUCCUCAUAAUAAAUUCUGGGUUCCUUGCAUGUGGUUUGUGAAUCUGGCACUGAGAGCCCGGACAGAUGGACGCAUCAACAAUGAUGUCGCGCUCUCUGCCAUUCUAAACGAGUUAAAUACGUUGCGCUCACAGUGCAUGAAGCUGUACAGUUAUGACUGGAUCAGUCUGCCACUUGUAUACACUCAGGUAGUAACUGUGGCUGUAUACAGUUUCUUCUUGACUUGUCUGAUUGGUCGGCAGUUUCUCGACCCCGCCCAGGGCUAUCAGGGCCACAACCUCGACUUCUACCUUCCUGUCUUCACACUGCUGCAGUUCUUCUUCUAUGUCGGCUGGCUCAAGGUGGCAGAGCAACUCAUCAAUCCAUUCGGGGAAGAUGAUGAUGACUUUGAGACGAACUGGCUAGUAGAUCGCAACUUACAGGUGUCUCUGCUGUCAGUUGAUGAAAUGUAUGAUAUGCUUCCGAUGAUAAAGAAGGAUAAAUACUGGAAUGAAUCAGAGCCUCAGCCGCCGUACACAGCUGCCAGUGCUGAACACCAAAAACCCUCUUACAUGGGGUCUGCUCUGGACAUCAGUGUACCUAAAGAAGAUAUGGAGUUCCAGCAUAACCUGGAGCAGAUCAAGGAGCAUGAGGAAGCCAACCACUCCACUCCUCUUCUGGGCAGUUUGACUCGUUUGCUGGGUUUGCAGUCACCUAGCUUUCCCCGCUCUUCUCCUUCUUCUUCUUCUAGGGCUUCUCUUCUCCGUCGCCGGCCACGUGCUCCUUUCAGCCGCUUCCCACUCUAUCUGCAUCCUGAAGCCCCUGUGAUGCACAGCCAGAACCAAAAUCAACCUGAAUGUGACAUGGCUGAGUAUGCUUUUUCCUCCAUGCCCCUGUACGAGAGACCUGGUUUCUAUAGUUGCCCACAGACACCCAUCCACUGUAUUCCCCCGCCUGUUAAUCGUCUCCGCCCACCCCGCAGGGUACAGGGCGACCUGGCACACAGCAUCAGCUCACUUUCUCACCCUUUGCUGGGAUCCCAGCUGCUGCCUCCUGAUACACCAGGCCACAUGCCCCGUGCCACAUCCUCAGGCUUUUCUGGGAUGGGAGAAGACGGCUCAGGACACCCUUCUGUGCCCACUUUCUCCUUCCCCGAUCCUGUAGCAGAGAUGUGCCCUCCGAGCAAACUAUGGAUAAAUCAGGCGCUGCUGUCGCAUCACCCUCCAACUUCUUGUCUCUCUAUGGACACUCCUCCUCCAACAGAAGGACAGCAGGGACCCUUAAGUGCCCGUGCGAUGAGUGGAGGCGGAGAGAGAGUGUUCUCCUUCACUCCUCCCAUACGGAACCCCAUUCAGAGCAGCAUGAGCUCAGGGUGCAUAAAUGCAUCCAGCACAUCCAACAGCAACACCAACAAUACCAACAACAGCAUGGGUAGCCUGUGUGAUCUCACAGGUCUUGCAUGUGGCUUGAGCAGCAACGCAAGAAUUCUCAACAGAAGCACCAUGGCACUGACUAACUCAGCCAGUGUCAUCACUCCUACUACUGCCAACACAACACAGCAAACACCCAGUCAGCACAAUUCCCCCAAGGAUUUGGGGGAGGAUUUAUUGGGAGGGUUAGUGGUGCAGAGUGGAGCUGUGAUACCCAGUGGGGCAGGGAACAGUUCUGAGAGAGGAUGAGGAGUUCACAAAAACAACUUAUAUACAAAAACAAGCCACAUACUUCAAUGUUUUCAAUAUGCUGCAAGUAACUUUGACCAAAUAUAUGUUUACUUCACGUAAUGUAUAAUCAAAGGAACAAUUACCGCGGUCACGAUAAGAUAAUCCAUGGCAUGAUGAGCAUCCCUAUGUCUAUCCAUUUUCCUUACCACUUAUCUUACACAGGAUCAUGGGGAGCCUGGAGUCUAUCCCAGGGGACUCAGGACACAGGGUGGAGGACUCCCUGGACAGGGCGCCAACCCAUCGCAGGGCACAAUCGAACACACACUUAAACAGUAUGGACAAUUUGGAAAUGUCAGUCAGCCUACAAUGCUUGUCUUUGAACUGGGGAAGGAAACCGGAGUACCUGGAGGAAACCAACAAAAACCCUGGGAGAAUAUGUAAACUCUACGCACACAGAGCGGAGGUAGGAAUCAAACCCCCAAAUCCCGGAAGUGCGAGGCAAACGUGCUAACUACUAAGCCACCGGGCAUGAUGAACAUAUGGAUUAGAAUAUGUCUGAUGACGAUUAGAUAAGACAAAUGCGGUAAUGGCACUCCACCUAAGAAGCACAGGAAGCAGAAAGUGCCACUUGGCAGCAGCUUCUUUAAUAUUUAGUAAGCAAUCACAAAAUAGCAACCUUUAUCAAAGCAUAUCAACCAGUUAUUUAAGCACAAACAAUAACAAGACAAUAACAAUUUGGUGGACCUUGAAAAUCUGCUGUGGGGAAUGUGAGCAUUGGGAAAAGCAAUAUAAAAGAAGACACACAUAUUAAAACAAAGUCCGGUAAAUCUUAAAACAUAUUUCUCUAUUAACAUCCUAUUAUAUUUCACUAGUAACUUUUAAUCUUUGGUGCUUUAAAUAAAAUGUUUUGUAUUUUUAAACCUUGUAUAAUCAAAUUUACAUGUACAUUACUCUCAUGUAAAAAUGUGUGCAUUUUUACAUCCAUAGUCAAACAUUUUCUCCAGUAAGUAUUAUGAAGUAUGUGUAAUAUGUUAUUUAAUCAAUACCUGGGAUUUUCUAUCCUCCUUUCAUAAAUGAUAGUUAUAAAUGUUAUUUACAUGCCACUGAGAGGGCUAUGUGUGAGAUGUUUUACAACACAAUAUUUAGGACACAACUAUAGAGUAAAAUAUCCCGCUGAUAAAAACAACAGAAACCCUAGUAGAAUUUGUACUGGUUUUAUUGGGAAUUGUACUGGUUUUAAUGGAAACUGUAAUAGUCCCUGUGGGUCUCUAUUGGUAAUUUGUUGCCUGAUACUGUUGGUAUGUCUAGUGGAUACCAUUAAGGACCAAUAAUGGUAAUGGUUUUACUGGUUAGCUGAUGGUUUGUAAUGGUAUUUGUAGUGGUGGAAACCAUUAGAAUUUCUGUGAUUUCUAUUGUUUGGAUGUUGUUUUUUCAGUAGAGAUAUUAUUGAUCAAUAGCUUAAAAUCGCAGAAUUGUCAGACAGCAUUAUGUAUAAAUGCUUGUUGUUUACAGUGUGGUUUAAUUUAUUGAUGAGUGUCAAAUAAAAGGAAAAAGUACAUCUACUCAGGACAUCCACAUAUACCUCGUACAUCCGCUCAGUAUGUACACAUAUAACAUCACAUCCGCUCAGUACGUACUCAUAUACCCAUCACAUCCGCUCAGUACGUGCUCAUAUACCCAUCACAUCCGCUCAGUACG
Molecule: messenger RNA, 3984 nt
Organism: Ictalurus furcatus (blue catfish)
Lineage: Eukaryota; Metazoa; Chordata; Actinopteri; Siluriformes; Ictaluridae
Gene: best1
Product: bestrophin 1
Exons: 10
Coding region: 121-2304 (727 amino acids)
Molecular function (GO): chloride channel activity
Source: RefSeq, a predicted model, not a curated record